Molecule: messenger RNA, 1515 nt
Organism: Ochotona princeps (American pika)
Lineage: Eukaryota; Metazoa; Chordata; Mammalia; Lagomorpha; Ochotonidae
Product: alpha-1,3-mannosyl-glycoprotein 4-beta-N-acetylglucosaminyltransferase-like protein MGAT4E
Exons: 4
Coding region: 125-1471 (448 amino acids)
Biological process (GO): protein N-linked glycosylation
Molecular function (GO): acetylglucosaminyltransferase activity
Source: RefSeq, a predicted model, not a curated record
AAGACACCCAGCUCACAACAGCACUCCAGUGCAUCUGCUCUGAUAGUUCAAUUUUUGUUGGAAAAGGGGGUUGGAGGAACCAGGAUCACCUGUUUUCCCAGGUGUUGCAACCUGAGAAGUCACCAUGCGGUAUCCCAUUAGGCGUUGCAUCUUAACCUGCAUGGCCAUUGCAUUCCUGUGGCUCUUCAUUAUUUUGGAAAUCCCCAGAGAAAUUGAAAAUGACAACAUCGUCAUGCUGAUUGAAGGCGAAGGGGGCAGUUAUGGCAUCCACAAGAGCCUGAAGCCACUAGAAGACUGGGAGACAAUCACCCUGAAAUACACGGAAAAAAUCCAGCGCAGAAGAAAGACGUGGCUGACAGUGGGGUUGUCCACGGUGUCCCAGCAGGACCAGAAGAACCUCCUUUACACGCUCUUCAACCUGUUCCACUCGGUCUCCAAAGCUGAGCGGAAGCGGCUCACGGUUUUGGUACACUUGGCCCACCCAGACCUCGCUGUGCUCAGGGACACUGUAGAGCACAUGUCAAGACUCUUCAGUCCCCAAAUCCUGGCAGGCCAGCUGCUGGUGAUCCACGCCCCAGCGGACGUCUACCCAGCCGUGGAUAAGCAGGACUGGGACUACGGUGGGCAGGAAUACUCCAAGCAGAAUGUGGCACAUGCCUUCCUCAUGAGCUUUGCCACGAACUUCUCCGACUACUUCCUAUUAUUGGGAGACAACGUCUUCUGUGCUCCCAACUUCAUCACGCACAUUCAUUCCAAGGUGACUGCCUUGAAGUCCCAUCCUUGGGCGCUGCUGGAGUUCUCCAACAUGGGCUUCCUGGGCAAGCUCUUCCGUAGCAGGGACCUCCCGCUCCUGGCCCAUUUUCUGCUGCUCUUCCACAAAGAGAAGCCACUAGACAGGAUGAUCUCUCACUUCCGCUCCCUCCUCGGCCAGGAUCACCCCAUCCUCAGCCAGCCCUUCCUCUUCUACCAUAGGGCAUACCACCCCAUUACUGGCAAUGAAGCGGUUCCCAAACACAGCCCUCCCGACAGGCCCAACAACCCACCUGCAGCUGUCUACACCAAUAUGAAGGUGUUCACCGUCCACUUCCCCUGGGAGGCCUACACUCUGGAUGAGUCAUUCUUCUGGACCUACAAUGUGAGCGUGGAGAACCACCUGACUGUGAUCUUGAACCACCCAGCAAACCUGAGCAGGGUGCAGGUGCUGACGGGCUCCAUCGUGGACGGGGCGAAUGCCCUGGAGCAGGGGCAGGUGGAGCUGGGAUAUAACCCCUUGGGGACGCCUCAGCACUGCACCAGCUUCACCCUGUUGGGCCACCUCCUGGAAGGGCAGAUGGACCAGAAGAUAUUCAGGAGGAGUAUGGGGUACGACGUGAGUUGUGUGAGGCUGGUGGUGAAGCUCUCUCAGCUGGGUGGUCUCAUGGUCAGGCACAUCAACCUCUGGGAGGAAAAAUCCCAACUACGAACACCCUGAUGAGGAGUCAAUGAUGCUACAAAAAAUUAAACCCUUGAACCCAC